CAAAUAACAGUGAAUGAGUUUUAUUCACACAUCUGCCAUGAAUGGUUGUGAACUGGAGGAGGAUGAUUCUGAGUGGACAGUGACAUGAAUGAUGAUGUGACGGAUGGGCUCGUGACAGCUGAUCUGAGAUCAGAAGUUGGGUUCCUGAAGUGACGUCACCCUUCUCGAGCUGGCCAGGAGGAUUCGGAGGAGUCUUCAAUCUGCGGUGAGACUCCGACACACUCGGUCGCCUCUGCAUAACUCAAACGACAAACGCCGAAGAAUAUGGAGUCUAGAAAACUUGAAAAUGACGGAUCUUCAGCCUCCUCCUCUGCUCCACCUCACACGUUCAAUGUCACGCAGAGUCCAGCUUGUAGUCCUGGAGGCAGAUCCCCCCUCACCGUCUGUGGUCAUUCACUGCAGACGACGGCAGAUAAGCAUUCAGAUGUUUUUGGUAAUCCAGUUUAUGGACUCUACACAUCGCGCUCAGGUCACUCUGAGUUUGGAGGACUGGGUCUGGGCUUACCCACCCUGGUUGCUCACCCACAAGUCAGUGCAUUUCAAGAGUGGUGGCGACCUGCUGAGGCUCAAACCAGCGGAUCCGCUGCCUUCUUCCCCCCGUUUCUGGCUUUGCAUCCUCUGUUUCUGUCAGCGUUCAAGAGCUUUGAUCCUGUUGAGAUACAGGCACACACCUCAGGUGAGAAUGGAACCGUGAACAGUGGGAGAGUUCCCCCUCCUGUUCUAAACUCCACCGUGAACAGCGGUUCAUUACCAGUAAAAGACAAAAAGGAGAAAGCUAAACUCCUCUCCGGUCAGAGUCAGAAGAGCCCCUGUGGUUCUUUAUGCUCGCGUCGGACGAUUCCAAAAACAAAAGGAAAGAAGCCUGUAAAAAGACCAUCAGAAUCAUCUGGUCUCAGCGGCUGCCUGUUGGGGUCAGAAAGCUCCAGCGAUGAGGAGGAAACCAGCAGCGAACCGGACGAUGAAGAUGAUCCAGGCAGUGACGACUCUGAGUCAGAAAAAGAGAUUCGAGUUAAACGAGAAGUCAGUCGGCUGACACACACUUCUGAGAAGAAGAAGAGACCUCGUGCUGCUCAUAGAAGCACUACUCAAGAUCAUCUUUGUCCCAGUGUCCCCGUGACUUCCUCCUUUCAACUCCAGGCCUCUUCUCAUCCUCCAGGCCUGGAUCAAUCCAUGAUGUCACCAUCUCUUCAGAGAUCCUGGGCUGCAGAGGAGGAGGACCAGCAGCACGUCAGCGUAAUCAGAACAUCAGGAGGAUCUCAUAGACAGACUCGUCCUUCAGCCUUUAAGACUUCCUCCAGCACUCCGUUGAAAAACAUCCGAACCCUAAAUUCAACCAAGCACCUUUCUGCUUCACCUUCUCCAUACCAGAGUCCCUCCUCCUCUCUGAAGCCUCUUGAUCUGUGCUCCCCUCACAAAAGUCUCUCCCACUGCUCUGUAACUAGAAGUCCUACGCUGUCGGCCUCGAAGGAACCCUUACACCGAGGCAAAAUAUUAACAAAACCAAACAAACACACACGGGAGAGCAGCAGAGACCUUCCACCUGACGGCUCUGCACCCCCGAACAACCCUCAGCUGACGACGCCACUCCGUGUGAAGGAUUGUGUGAAGCAGGCCUCCUCUGAGCGACUGGAGAACCAAAGAGAAACUCACAGCCCUGUUCAGGUUGCACCUCUGGCCCUCAUCACUAAACCCCGCAGCCAGAGCAGAUCUCCCAACAGCGAGCCUCUCCUAGGAUCUACCUACCCUCUCAGCCUCAUGCCCAUCAACCUGAGCACUGGCACCAAGGAGACCUCCUACAGCUCUGCGUUUAAAUCCUCAGCUUCAUCAGGGCUUGUUCCUGGAUCAGGGAGAGACUCUGUGGUUCUUAAUGGAGGAAGGAGCCUAACAAAACCUGUAGACUCAACCAGGAGCAGUGAGAGGGAACGUUACAGCAGUGAAGGCUCGGAUGACUCCUACGAUGAGGAUGAUGGUGAAGUUGAAGAGUCUGGAAAUAGCCUUUCAGACUCUGAGAGCGACCCGGAGAGUGACGACUCUGAGGAUCACACCAAGGAGUGUGCGGCGAUGGAUGCAGACAGGAGUCCUCGGAAACCAGUCUUUGCCUCCAACUUUUCCUCCAACCAUUCCCUGUUUAACCAGCAGAUUACCACGCCUCUCCUUCUACCAAAUAUAAACUCGCUCAACCCGAUCCUCAACAGCCCCAACACCCCGUCCCCAUCUGCACUAACAAAAGGAUCAGGGAGGAGAAGAGCGGUCCCAGAUGAUGGAGUUCUGCUCCUGCCUCUGAAGUUUGGGUGGCAGAGAGAGACCCGGAUCAGGACUGUGGCAGGUCGACCCCAAGGGAAGGUGGCUUACCUUGGUCCAUGUGGGAAGAAGCUCCGCCAGUAUUCUGAUGUCACAAAGUAUUUAAUGGAACAUGGAAUAACUGAGAUUUCACGUGAAAACUUCAGCUUCAGCACAAAAGUUAAAGUUGGUGACUUCUAUGAAGCCCAAGAAGGACCUGAGGGUCUACAGUGGCUCUUGCUGGCUGAGGACGAGGUCGCUCCCAGUACCACCUCCGUGGAUGGGAGGCGCACCCAUCGCCUAAAACUUGAGCACCAGUCGAUCCCUGAUGAUACCGGAGUCCGAUGUCCUCUUACGGGAAAUAGGCUGCAAGAUGCUAAUGAUGCUAAGCUGUUGCGUAAACUGGAGGCUCAAGAAAUAGCUCGCCAGGCAGCACAGAUAAAAAUGAAGAGGAAACUAGAGAAGCAAGCCAUCGCCCGAGCAGCCAAGGAGGAAAAGAGGAGACGAGCAAUGAUGGCUGCAGAGGAGAGGCGAAAAAAGAGGGAAGAAAUGAAGAUAUUUAAGCAACAAGAGAAGAUCAAGCGCAUUCAGCACAUUCGUAUGGAGAAAGAACUCCGUGCGCAGCAAGUUCUCGAGGAAAAGAGGAAGAGAAAAGAAGCAGCAGCCAACGCUAAAUUAUUGGAAACGCAGAAAAGAAACGAGGAGAAGGAGAUUCGUCGGCUUCAAGCUGUCUUACUGAAACAACAGGAGUUGGAGAGACAUAAGCUAGAGAUGGAGCGGGAACGGCGAAGGCAGCACAUGAUGCUGGUGAAAGCUGUGGAGGCCCAGAGGAAAGCAGAGGAGAAAGAGCGCCUAAAACAGGAGAGGAACCAGAAGAAAAGGAUAAACAAGGAAAAGAAACUGGAGCUCAGAAGGCUGGAACUGGAAAAGGCAAAGGAGCUGAAGAAGCCCAACGAGGACAUGUGCUUAGCUGAUCACAAGCCUCUUCCAGAGUUGUCCUGUAUGCCUGGACUGAUCUUGCCCGGAAAGAUUUUUUCUGACUGUCUCAUGGUGCUUCAGUUCUUGCGCAACUUUGGAAAAGUUCUGAAAUUGGACUCUAAUUCGGACUCGCUGACCAUUAGCCACCUUCAGCAAGGGUUGCUUAACGUGGGUGACGGUAUGCACGAGGUGCAGGACCUGCUGGUGAGCAUGCUGUCUGCAGCUGUGUGUGACCCUGGUAUACCUGCAGGGUGCAAGUGCAAAACCAUCUUGGGUGACCACUUGACGAAUGUGGAGAUCAACCGGGACAACGUGUCUGAGAUUCUGCAGAUCUACAUGGAGAGUCACUCUGAUGACCCAGCGCUAGCUCGUUUGGCUGUUAGCCUCAAAACAAAGGCUUUCCAGGCCCACAGCCCAUCACAGAAGGCUGCUGUGCUGGCCUUCUUGGUUAAUGAACUCUGCUGCAGCAGGGCAGUGAUAAGUGAGAUUGACAAAAACAUCGACUGCAUGACAAACCUGAGGAAGAAUAAGUGGAUAGUCGAGGGAAAGCUGCGCGAGCUAAAGAACAUCCAUGCUAAGAGUGUAGCAAGAAGAGCCAGCUGUGUGAGAGGAGCGAUCAACCGCACCUUCAACGGCUCCACUUUUAGAAAUGAAUGCCAGAGGACAGAAAAGGACAGCGAAGAAGAGGAGUUUGAGGAUGAGGACAGUGAAGAUGAGGAGGAGGAUGAAGACUUGGCAGUAAGGAAAAGAAAGAAAGAUGAAGGUGCUCGCUCAGGCAGCAUCGGGGAACUGGAGAAGCAGAUAGAGACAACCUCCAAGUUACAAAGUCAGAUCCAACAGAAGCUGUUUGACUCGUCUUACACGCUGCGCUCCAUGACGAUUGGUGAGGAUCGAUUCAGGAGGCGUUACUGGCUCCUUCCAAAGUGCGGGGGUGUAUUUGUUGAAGGAGUGCAGAACUGUGAAGGCUCUGAGCACCAGGAGGAGGAAAGAUCAGAGGUGAUCAGAGUUAAAGAGGAGCAGCAGGAGCGAGAGGCGAGGAAGAUAGAGGUGUCUGUAGCUCACAUAUCAGAAUGUGAUCAAAACAAAAAUAAUCUCUUCCUCCACAAUCCCAGCUCCUUUUCUCAGCUCAGAAAAGUGUUUGAAGUAGCCAAAACAACUGAAGCUCCUCCCUCAGAGUCUUAUUCCUUUCAUCCUACCUCACAGAUGGACACAACUGUUUCUCCAGAAUCUUCUGGACUUGGUGCCGGCUGGUUCACUUGCAGUAACUGGAUAGCCCACAGCCCUCCAUCUAUCUCUCAUCACGAGCAGCCGUCUAAAAUGUUUACUGAAAAAUGCAGAGAGUGGUUUAGCCUCCUGCCUCGCUCUCCUUGUGAUGAGUCCUCUGUGACCUCCAGCUCCAGUUCUCCAACUUGCUCCUCCUCUCCACAACCCCUGAGGAACAAUCCCCUCUUCACUAAUCCCCCAGCAACAGCAAACCAAACCAGUGUAGCUGGGAUUGAUGGCAUACGAUCACUUCUCCUUCAGGAAGCAGAGGGUAACGGGAACCUCUGUUCAGAAGAGAGUAACAACGUCCUCAAAAGUGAGACACCAUUCCUCUCUGACUCCAUCCUCGCUGUGGAAGUAGCCAAGACCCAGGACUACCCUCAUGCUCUGCCUAUUCCAGGGGAGAUGCUCUGCGGCUGGUGGAGAGUAUCCGACACAGAGAGCCUGCAGACGUUGGUCAAGGCCCUCCACAGCCGGGGCGUCAGGGAGAGGGUGCUGCAGGAACAGAUCCAAAAACACACGGAGCAUAUGGCAGAGAUCUUCAGCAGAGGCAAAGAAUUUGAUAUGAUGGAGCUGAAAAUGAAGGAGUUGAGCAGAGAGGACGUGGAGAGCUGGUGUGUGGAAGAGCGAGCCAUGGAGGUGGACAUUAACCUGCUGAGGCAGGUUGAAGCUCUGGAGCAAAAGGUCAUCUCAGCCAACCUACAGGUCAAGGGUUGGAUGCCCUGUGAGUCCCAGUCAGACCGUGAGAACUGGAUCUAUUAUGAACACAAACACUCCUCUUUGAGUCCGAGGGAAUCUAACCAGGGGGAGUCUCCUGUCCCUUUGACUCGGCGACCAAACAACCCUCUUGAUGUAGCGAUCUGCAGGCUCUCAGAGUUGGAGAGGAACAUUCAACCAAGCAAGCAGGAGCUGGCUGCAGGGACAAAACUGUGGCACAGAGCUCUGGAUCAGGUCCGCAGCUCGGCCCAGCUGUCGCUCUGCUUUCAGCAGCUGCAGAAGAGCAUCGCUUGGGACCGAGCCAUCAUCAAAGUGCGCUGCCUGCACUGUCGAAGGAAAGAUAACAAGGAAGUGCUUUUAAUUUGUGCUGGCUGUGACAAAGGCUGCCACACUUACUGCCACAGUCCCCAAAUCCCCACCGUACCUGAUGGAGGCUGGUUUUGUCCUUUUUGUCUUGCAAAGGGAAGUGGUGAAGCGUCUCACAGCGGGAAGCAAAGAAGCCCAACAGCUGGAGAAGGGAAGAGAUGCAGGGAGGAAAGACAAAACAGUAAGCCAUCUGUGGCCAGGGGCGACACCAGAGAGGAGGCUGCCAGCAGCAGCAGCGUGCCAAAGAGCGGUACCAAGGAGUUCAAAAAGAGGAGACGAGAUGACAGUUCCCAGGCCAGGAAUGACAGUCCAGCAAGAAAAUCCAAAACAUCCAAGGACAGCAGCAGUGAGCUGGCGGUGUGCCACAUGCUGCUGGCAGAGCUGGAGGCCCAUCGGUGUGCGUGGCCCUUUCUCACGCCGGUCAACCACAAAGCUGUCCCUGGGUACAAAAAGGUCAUCAAGAGACCCAUGGACUUCUCCACCAUCAAGGAAAAGCUCACCAGCAACCACUACCUGAACCUGGAGACUUUCAUCGCUGACAUCAACCUGGUUUUUGACAACUGCAAAAAAUUUAAUGAAGACCAAUCUGAAAUCGGAAAAGCUGGCUACAACAUGAAGAGAUUUUUUAACAAAAGGUGGACUGAACUUUUGCAAUAAAGACUUUAAAAUAAAACAUUUCA
Messenger RNA from Nothobranchius furzeri (turquoise killifish), 6284 nucleotides. Its product is annotated as bromodomain adjacent to zinc finger domain protein 2B. Gene Ontology annotation, molecular function: protein binding; DNA binding. Gene Ontology annotation, cellular component: chromatin. The record is from RefSeq and is a predicted model, not a curated record. NCBI's taxonomy places the organism in Eukaryota, Metazoa, Chordata, Actinopteri, Cyprinodontiformes, Nothobranchiidae.